AAAUACUUUCUUGUAUAAAAUAAAACAUGUCGAUUAUCUUGUCUCAUUAGUCAAUCUGGUCCUUGGUCUUCUUCUUCUUCAUGUAGUAGAGAGAGAGAAGAGAUCGGAAACCAUCUCCGGUGAACCAAAUGGCCAGUACUUGUCAUUUCGCAGUGUUAUCCAGUUUCCUGUUCUUCUUACUUGUUUCUCCUUCGUUCUCCCUUCCUCUAUGUACAGAUUCAACUGCUCCUUUUACGCCGAAUGUUUCUCUAACAUUCUGUCCCUACAAUGGCACCAACUGUUGUGACGGCGCUGAUGAUUUACUCUUGAAGAACCAAUUCGAAUCAAUGAACAUCUCCGAUCCCGCCUGCGCUUCUCUCCUUAAAUCAUCGAUAUGUUCUAAAUGCGAUCCGUUUUCAGCAGAGCUGUUCAGAGUGAAAUCUAACCCGCGAAUGGUUCCUGUACUUUGUAACUCUACAGUAGGAAACAGCGACUUUUGCACACAAAUAUGGAACACAUGUCAAAAUGUUUCAAUUAUGAAUUCACCCUUUGCGGCAAUAAUUAAAGGUCAAGGCGGACAACCAUCUGGUUCAAAUUUCACAAAACUGACUGAUUUCUGGCAAUCUAAAACUGAUUUCUGUUCUGUAUACGGUGGAGAGAAUGAAGAAGGGGGUGUGUGUUUUAAUGGAGGACCUGUCGUUUUAACCAACAAAACAGAAGCAUCUUCGAUUCCAGUUAGUGGUUUGUGUUUGGAGAAAAUAGGAAAUGGUUCUUAUCUCGAUAUGGCGGCUCAUCCAGAUGGAUCUGGUCGGGCUUUCUUUUCAAAUCAACAGGGGAGGAUUUGGUUAGCGACGAUUCCUAAACAAGGAUCGGGAGGAACGCUUACUCUUGAUGAAUCAAGUCCGUUUCUUGAUUUAACAGAUGAGGUUCACUUUGAUACUCAGUUUGGAAUGAUGGGUAUUGCAUUUCAUCCAAACUUUACUAAGAAUGGACGUUUCUUCGCUUCUUUCAAUUGUGAUAAAUCUGAUUGGCCUGGAUGCGGUGGAAGGUGUUCUUGUAAUUCUGACGUGAAUUGUGAUCCUACUAAACUUCCAAGUGACAGCGGUGCUCUUCCUUGUCAAUAUCAAACCGUAAUUGCAGAAUUCGCUGUUGAUGGCUCGUCUGCCGAUCAGCCUGCUAAGGCAACGAAAGCUAGCCCAUCUGAAGUUCGAAGGAUAUUUACAAUGGGUCUUCCGUUUACGUCUCACCAUGGAGGACAGAUUCUUUUUGGACCGGCUGAUGGUUAUUUGUAUUUGAUGAUGGGAGAUGGUGGAGGCCCUUCGGGAACUAGUGACCCUUAUAACUUUUCUCAGAAUAAGAAAUCUUUGCUUGGAAAGAUUAUCAGGCUUGAUGUUGACAACAUCCCGAGUGGGGCGGAAAUCAGCAAGCUUGGCCUUUGGGGAAAUUACUCAAUUCCUAGUGACAAUCCUUAUAAGGAAGACAAUGAUUUGCAGCCUGAAAUAUGGGCUUUGGGCAUGAGAAAUCCAUGGAGAUGCAGUUUCGAUUCGGAAAGGCCUUCUUACUUCAUGUGUGCAGACGUCGGGCAGGAUACGUAUGAAGAAGUGGAUAUCAUAACCAAGGGCGGGAAUUAUGGAUGGCGCGUUUACGAGGGUCCUUCUCUAUACAAUGCCCCUUCCUCCCCCGGUGGGAAUACUUCUGCAGCUUCGAUAAAACCUAUAUUUCCAGUGAUGGGUUAUCGACAUAGCGAUGUGAGUUCAAAAGUGGGAUCUGCUUCCAUCACUGGUGGUUUUUUCUACCGUUCCACAACCGAUCCCUGCAUGACUGGAAGGUACUUGUACACGGAUCUGUAUGCUGGAGCCAUGUGGGCUGGGGUGGAGACCCCUGAAAACAGUGGCAACUUUAAUACCAGCAAGAUUACGUUUAGUUGCGCCCCGAAUUCUCCCAUUGCUUGUGAUUCCAGGCCCGGGAAUUCGCUACCAUCACUUGGUUACAUUUUCUCUUUCGGGCAAGAUAAUGACAAGGAUAUAUACUUACUGACCAGCAGCGGCGUUUAUAGAGUGGUUCCGCCAAGUCGUUGUAACUAUACUUGCGCGAAAGAGAACGUUACCAAUACCGGGAGCCCGGGUCCGACGACGUCUUCCCCGAAAUCUCAGGCGUUUGGGCUAAGACGGUUGUCGAUUAAGAACUUGGCAAUUUUAUGUUGUGGUCUUGUAUUGUUCUUGAUGGGUAUACUUUAGUUUGUUGUUUCUAACUUUAUACAGAUAUGAGACUCUAUUGUUGGAAUUUGUUCUACUUUUUUACAAUGUCAUUUUUGUGAAUUAUGAUAAAUAAAUUGAGGUAUUUGGGGCUCUUUUUAUUGAAA
Impatiens glandulifera is the source of this 2341-nucleotide messenger RNA. Its product is annotated as HIPL1 protein-like. The transcript has 7 exons. The record is from RefSeq and is a predicted model, not a curated record. The coding region runs from base 129 to 2216 and encodes 695 amino acids. NCBI's taxonomy places the organism in Eukaryota, Viridiplantae, Streptophyta, Magnoliopsida, Ericales, Balsaminaceae.